Molecule: messenger RNA, 1535 nt
Organism: Leptinotarsa decemlineata (Colorado potato beetle)
Lineage: Eukaryota; Metazoa; Arthropoda; Insecta; Coleoptera; Chrysomelidae
Biological process (GO): regulation of GTPase activity; signal transduction
Cellular component (GO): cytoplasm
Source: RefSeq, a predicted model, not a curated record
GAUAAUAAAAACUGCUUAGAACAUUCCACCAGGCAGAAAGUAAUAUGGAUCAUCAGGGAUCUGCCAAAGAAAGAAACUUUGAUAUUCCUUAUAAGACAUCUAACCAAGCUGAUGGAGAAGGAGGCCCUCUAUCGUGGAUCCAAAUCGGACUUGGUUGGUAUCUGGGCAAAGCUUUUGAUACCGGAGCAGUUCGUAGAGUCGGAGGAGCAUUCAAAGAAUUGUUUGAAGAUUCUGUUGGAGGUUCUCGACGAAUCAAAAAGUGACGUCAGCAUGAAGCCUAAAGGUAUACCAGAUGGCUUGUUAGACGCUUUGAAGAACCAUCCUAAUAUGAGGGACAGGGUUAGCAAAUAUGAUAACGUACCAGACGAGUCUGAUUUCAAUAAGGAAGAGACAAUUUUAGAAGAAAAGACUGAUGAAUACGAAAAUACCAAACUAUGAAUUGAAUUAUUUAUAUUCGGACUUGAUCGUUAUUACCGUUUAUAUUUAGUGAAAGAAAUUACAGAACACUUCAAAGAAGUAAUAUUCGUGACGGAUUUUCUAUGACCAAUAAAAUGUUUGAGACUUUCAGAGAAGAGAAGUGGAAGAAUAACGUUUCGGAAUGAAAAGAAGGAAAAUAUUCUGGAAUAAAAUGGAGAGUGUUCUUUGAAGUGUGGUUGAUUGUGAAUGUAUAUGAAAAAAUAGUUAAUUCCUUUAAUAUAUCCUUCAGGUAAUUCCAGUUAUAUUCUCAAAAUGUUUCUUGAUGAUUUCAUAUUUUAUAGAGUUUUAUAGAAUUUAACAAGACAGUAUUAGCUUUAGCUCUGUAUAAUAAUUGAAAAUAUUUGAAAUUUUCUGUGAUAAGGUGAGAAAUCAUUCCAAAACGAAUAUCUAUUCGAGUUUUUGACAUUUAUAGUGAUACUCGUGAUAUCCGCGAUUGUUGAAUUUGACCACUAACGAAAUUAUUUUCGUAGUAAUGUUUUGAAAAAUUUUGAGAAUGGUAUAGUUAUAUAUUUGAAGUAGGCUUUUUAUUUUGACAGUGCCUCCAACAAUUGUUUUUUGUGAGUAUAAAUCUACGAGCACAAGACAAGUACCGUACAUUUGAGAAUUUGUCAAAUGAAACCAUCCGCGAUGAACCCCACAUUUAAUAAAUAGUUGAAAAGCCUUAGAGAUGAAGACUUAAUUUCAGUGUGCAACAUACAGGGUGUUCAGGAACUCUUCAAAUAUUAUUUUCUUGAUAUGCCAAAAACGAUUAUUCGUGGUGGUAGUUCAGUUGUUUUUCAGUGCAAGUUUCUAGUUUUUUGGAGAGAUUGUGUAACACUCUGUAUGGAAAUAAACGUGAAAGACUGAAAAUUAGGUACUUUUCCAAUGACAAUAGUAAUAUUUCCCAUACGAAAUAGUCUAAUCAUAGUGUUCUAUUGACUUUGAUAUAGAGGUAAAUACAUUUAAUUGAGAUUUAACCUGAUGACGAUAAGUCAAUAAGGCUGAAUUUGUUGAAGGCGACAAUAAUAUAUUAAAACAAGUUUAGAUGACAGGCGUUUUGAUUAUCAAAAAAUGUUCUA